This is a messenger RNA of Marchantia polymorpha subsp. ruderalis, 3948 nucleotides long. The record is from the annotation of a GenBank genome assembly. Lineage: Eukaryota; Viridiplantae; Streptophyta; Marchantiopsida; Marchantiales; Marchantiaceae.
GAUCGAGGGCUCGGCACCGAGCACUAGGGCGCUGUCUGUCAUACGAGGCGCGCGUGUAGUGGGGGCGCUGCUGGGGAAUUCAUGGUCGGCGUGUCCAUGAAUUCCAUCCCGCGUCAGGAACUUUCCAGACCGGCCACAUGCCGCGCUUCUUCCUCGACGUGAUCGAUCCGUCGGAGUUUGCCCUCCUCGGCGGACGAGUGACUCAGAGCUCGCGAGCCCGGCCGCCGACGCCGACGACCUCCUCUGCAAGGAUUGGAUCGUUUGGCCGCGCGCCCAGCGGUCUCUCCUCGGCCGCUUCUCGCGAGCAUGCUGUCACACGGACGACCGACGCCCUCGUUCGUUCGUCUCGUUGCAUCGGCUUGAGCAUGAGCCCGGCCGGUGCCUCGCGCCCGCAAUUUUCCUCUGGGUGGCUUGAAAUUUCGCCUGCUUCGACAGAUCAGGCGGUGACUGUGUUCGUGGCAGCGGUUUUCAACAGAUGUGCGAUUGCGAGGGUUUGAUUGUUUCGUUCCGUGCGCGAGGAGGAGGAGGAGGAGGAGGAGGAGGAGGAGGCACAGAAGGAGGAGGAGAAGGAGAGGAGCGUUUUGGCCGAUAGAUCCAGGUUUUGCAGGUUGCGGCCGCGACUUGAAGGAUCUGGAGGACCAUCGUUGCGACGGUUUCUACCGGCUUGGGUGCGUUUCAAUGUCGGAAAGCAGGUCAUGAAGGAAGUGGAUUUGGGAAGCCGUUGCUCUCGAGGUUGCCAUUAUAGGGAGGCUGGAGGGCAUACAGGUCCAUUGACAGAGGUCCUGCGGCUUAGUUGUAAAAUUUUCUACGGUCCUGAAAAAGCUUUGUGAGUGAUCCGCACUGCCCGUGUGCGAGAGUCAUGAUGGAAGGACCUUUUGUGAUGUCGACGGGCCCCGCCGUAGGGUUGAAGCGGAAGUCGAUGAGUUUGAACGGAGAUGUCUUGAAAGAAGCGCACAGCGCUCUAGUGGAUGUGAGCCUCUUUAGUCGGGAUUGCUACACCAGAGAGGAGAGGAAAGAACUCCGCAAGAAAUUGCGCAUGCAUCUGGAACAGGUGCAGGGUGUGACGUUCAAGAUCCUCGCGCGGCAGGAGGAGUUGACGAAAGUUUCUUGCGUGGUCUAUCCUGAGACGCAACUUUCGAGGACGCAAAAUGGAGGUCCUUUGCCGAAGGAGAUCAAACUGGUCCCUGCGACAAUGCUCGAUGAACCUCAUCGUUUGCUAAGUCAGCGUGAAGCCCGGUUAGCGCGGCAGCCGAGUGUCGUGGUGACAUCCGACGCUAUUCUUGGAACGCCUGAUGCCGUAAGCAAGGACAAACGCACGCCCAAGGCGAAUCAGCUGUAUGUGAACUCCGAAUUCGUUUCAGGCAAAGACAAGAUGCCGGCCUCUGAGAAGCCGAAGGGCAAAGCCGGGAUUGGUUCGAAACGAGUUGGUCAAGUGAAAGUCGAGGCGUGCACUAUGAAAAAACAAAAGGUAGAUGUCGGAAGAGGCCGGCGGACGGCCGACAUUAUGAAAUUAUGCGCCGCUUUAGCACGAAAGCUUUGUAAUCACAAGCAUUCAUGGGUUUUCAACGAGCCGGUGGAUGCCGUGAAACUCGGCCUCCAUGAUUACCAUCAGGUUAUCAAGAGACCUAUGGAUCUUGGAACUAUCAAGAAGAAAGUGAAUCGGGGAGAGUACACUUCUCCUCUGAAUUUCGCUGAGGACGUUCGUCUGACCUUUUCUAAUGCCAUGACUUACAAUCCACAAGGACAUUUUGUUUUUGCGAUGGCCGAGCAGCUGAGAGACAUAUUUGAAGAGAAGUGGAAGGCUAUACUGGAGAAGAUCGAGGAGGAUGAGCACAAGUCGAGAGUGCGACCCUGCCAAGAGCUCUUGACGCCGAAGCCGCAUGUUGAAGAACCUGUGCAUCCCGAGGAGCCGGAAGAGAAGAAGCCAUCUGAGAAGGUGGUUGACGUUCAAGUAGUGACGAAGGCGAGGCCGAACGGUGGAAAGCAAGCAGCACAGCCCAAGCCAAAGCCUUCUGAUCUGGACAAGCGCCUCAUGAAUAUGGAGGAGAAGAGGAAGCUAAGCGAGAGUCUAGAAAACUUGCAUCCCGACAAGCUGGAGCGUAUUGUUCAAAUAAUCAAGAAGAGGAAACCAACACUCAGUCACACCGACGAUGAAAUCGAGAUUGACAUAGAUUCUUUGGACAACGAUACGCUGUGGGAGCUUGAGCGAUUCGUGAGCAACUGCAUGAAGAGCAGGGGCAAGGUGAAGAAAGCUGCCCUCAGCCAGCUUGUCUCAGCUUCUGGUUCGGGUCCGGGUUCCCGCGCUAGACAACUUCCUCCGAUGGUUGAAGUCAUUACGGAGAAUCCAUCGAAAGCUUCGAAGGGAUCCGAAGCCUUGGACGAGGACGUCGAAGUUGCAGAUGGAAGUGGAGCCGUGGCCUCUCCUACUGGUGUAGUGGAUGUUAAAGAGGAGGAGAAGGAGAAGGAAAGAGAUAAAGAGCCUUCAGCGGGCCCAGUUGCAUCAAGCAGCUCUGGAAGCUCGAGUAGUGAUUCUGGGUCUGCAUCUUCAUCUAGUGAUUCAGACAGUGCAAGUUCAUCUGGAAGCGAAUCUGAAGCGGAAGAUAUCCCACGGCCUCCUUCAGCACCGAAGGAUGUUGAAGCUACAAGUGUGUAGAACUGGGCGUGAUUUGCUUUUGGACUUUUCCCUUUUCGGUCAAUGCCCUGACAGAUUAGUCUGUCCGACUUCCGGGUCCACUUUUUUUCCAUGUCAAAUGUUUUUGACGUUUCUCUGUCUGGGCCGUGGGAUCUACUCGAUCUAUCUAGGUUGCGCGCCCUGACCCUCCUUUCUAUCAUGAUACAGGGGAUGUGACAGAGACUGUGGAAGAGCCGGUUCCUGCUAAACCCCCUGUAGCCACUCAGCAAGACUCUCGUGAGUUUACAUUUUUAUGCUUUCCAUCUCUCUCUUUUUUCUUCUGGUCUUUGCCUUUUGUGGGAUGGAAGAGAGUGAUCUCUAGGGGAUCUUUUACAUAUCCCCACGAAAGGAAGUACCUGAGGGAAAGCAGCUGAAAGAGGGAAGAUACAAAGAGUGAACAGAAGGUUCGCUUUGUUCCGCAUGUUGACGGUUUUCCAACCUUCUUGCCUGUGCGUUCUGAGGGGUUGGAUCGAUUACCGCAUGGUGCCCUGAACUUUAUUGUUCCAUCUCACAGGGGAGGAAAGUCAACCUGAGCGGCAGGUUUCCCCUGAUAAGCUCCUACGAGCUGCUUUGUUAAGGGGAAGAUUUGCUGAUACUAUUCUUAAGGCCCAGGAAAAGACCUUGCCUCACAAUAAGAAUGAAAAGUUGGAUCCAGAGAAAGUUAGAAGGGAUCGCGAGGAGCUAGAGAAGAGGCAAAAAGAAGAGAAAGCUCGUUUGCACGCGGAAGCGAAGGCAGCGGAGGCCGCUCGAAGAAAGGCAGAAGUUGAGGCUGCCCAUGAAGCUAAGCGUAAGAGGGAAGCGGAGCGAGAAGCUGCCCGUAUUCAGCUACAACAAAUGGAGAAGACAGUCGAGAUUGAUGAAAAUAGUGAGAUACUUAAAGACUUGGAAAUGUUACGGACUGCGUCUAUGGAUCAUCUUCCCAGUUCAGGCGAAGACAGUCCUGAUUCUGAUUCUCCAGAUGGUUUACCGGAUUUUGCUUUACAAGGUGGAAAUCCUUUAGAGCGUUUGGGUCUGUUCAUGAAGAAUGAUGACGAAGACGAGGAUGACGAAGAGAACAACGAUGCUUCACAAGCGAAUCACAACAAAGUAGUCAUAGAGUUGAGUGCGGAUGUGGAGGAGGGUGAAAUAGAUUAAUUUUUGUAGUAGAAUAUACCUCAUACAAAUAUUGUGCGUGUCAAAGCAGUGGGAAGAAAGUUCCCUUAGAAAGAGCACGUUUUGUACAUAUACCAGUAAUGAAUGAAAGCUGGCACCAUACAAAAAGGUCAAGGUGAUUUCAG